Jaculus jaculus (lesser Egyptian jerboa) is the source of this 2890-nucleotide messenger RNA. RefSeq names its product embryonal Fyn-associated substrate (gene Efs). Bases 458 to 2377 code for a protein of 639 amino acids. NCBI's taxonomy places the organism in Eukaryota, Metazoa, Chordata, Mammalia, Rodentia, Dipodidae. The record is from RefSeq and is a predicted model, not a curated record. The transcript has 6 exons. Gene Ontology annotation, biological process: cell surface receptor protein tyrosine kinase signaling pathway; cell migration. Gene Ontology annotation, molecular function: protein binding. Gene Ontology annotation, cellular component: cytoplasm; focal adhesion; plasma membrane.
CGCCCGGGUCGGGGCAAGGCUUGGACAGCCUCGCUCGCCGGCCACGCUCUCCGCGGCCUCUGACCCCAGCCUCCCCUGCCUUCGCCAACUUGAGCGAGUUUGGAGGGAGUCAAACAGCCCAGGGCUCGCUCUUCCUCCCUCCCUCCCGGCGGUCUGGGCCACCCGGGCCACGGGCGCGGGAGCCUCUCCCCGGUGCGGCCCUGCGCACGGGACUGGCUUGGGCCCUGGAGUCGCUCGUCCAGCCCAACAGCCCGGGCAGCUUCUCCCAACCCUCGGGGCUGUUCGGAGCUGCCUGAAGACGCGUCGUGGGCGGCCCCCGGCCCCGCCGGCCUUAUAAGUGAACUUUCAGCCCGUGCGGGCCCGGAAGGCCCGAGCGGCCUAAGCCAGCAGCUCCGGGACCCGGCCCACCCGGCGGCCCCCAGGAGGCCGUGAGCACCGUUCGGAGCGCGCCCCUUGGAUGAGGUCCCGCAGCGACGCCCCGGCCCGCCCUGCUCCUCCUCCUCCAGGCCAAGCAGCCUCCCAUUUGGGAACUUUUGUGGGUUCUCUUUCUCUUGCUCCAACCUUGGCGGAGGCCACAGCCCAAGAGCCACUGCUGGGGGGGCUUUCUAGCUUAGAGGCCGAGAACCAUGGUGCGGGGCAGCCACUGAUAAAAGUCUGCGGAACCGGGUUUGAGCCUGGCCUGAAGCAGGCGACGCUGGAAACCAAGGCCAUGGCUAUUGCCACGUCGGCCCAGUUGGCUCGUGCACUGUAUGACAACACUGCUGAGUCCCCUCAGGAGCUGUCCUUCCGCCGAGGGGAUGUUCUACGGGUACUGCAGAGGGAGGGUGCUGGUGGACUUGAUGGCUGGUGCCUCUGCUCCCUGCAUGGCCAGCAGGGUAUUGUACCCGCCAACAGAGUGAAGCUCCUUCCUGCUGGCCCAGCACACAAGCCUAGCCACUCCCUGGCAUCUCCUGCCCAGCCUGGCUUGCCCCGUCCCACUCCAGAAGAUAGCACUGAGGAGCAGGAGGUAUAUGUGGUACCACCCCCAGCUCGGCCUUGUCCUGCCCCAGGACCUGUAGCUGGACCCUGCCCACCUCCUGCUGACCUCAUCUACAAGGUUCCCAGAGGCAAUGGAACUCAGCUGGCUGACCCCAGAGAUGCCUUAGAGGUCUAUGAUGUGCCCCCUGCCACCCUCCGGGCUCCCUCCAGUGGUCCCUAUGACUCACCAACUGCCUUUUCCCACCUUCUGCCCCCAAGUGCCUCACAGGCUCCUGGAGAAGACCAAACUCCGUAUGAUGUGCCUCUGGCCCUGAAGCCUUCUGCAGAAUUGGCACCAGAGCUGGAGUGGGAAGAGGGUCGGGAACCAAGUUCCCCCCUCUAUGCUACCCCUUCAAACCUGAAACGGGCCUCAGCUCUCCUUAACUUGUACGAAGCACCUGAGGAACUGUUAGCAAACGGAGAAAGUGGGGACACUGAUGAGGGCAUCUAUGAUGUACCCCUGCUGGGACCAGAGUCACCUCCUUCUCCAGGAGCCUCAGCCUCCAGUGACUUGGACACCCUGGCCCAGUUUCUGGCAAAGAGUCCCCCACCCCCACACAGACCCCGGCUGCCCUCUGCUGAGAGCCUGUCUCGCCGCCCUCUGCCUGCGCUGCCUGCUCCCAGCCCUUCUCCAGGCCCCUCCCCAGCCCCAGGCCGCAAGGGCAGUAUUCAGGACCGACCUCUGCCCCCUCCUCCACCCCACCUACCUGGCUACAGGGGCCUCAAGAUGGAGGGGGACCCAGAUAGUAGAGAGGUGGAAGAUGGCCAAACAGACCUCCACAAUGAGUACGAAGGCAUCAUAACAGCUGAGGAAUACGACUAUGUGCAUCUGAAGGGCAUGGAUAAGGCUCAGGGUUCUAGGCCCCUGGAUAAAGCCUUCCCAGGGGAUCCUGAACUGCUGGAGAGGCAGCCACCAGAACAGCAGGAAGCCCCAUCCCCAGAGGAGCCACUGGCUCUGCCCACUGGAGACCUACAGCUCCUGCGUCUCUACACAGGGCAGUGCCAGAGCCACUACUCAGCACUGCAGGCUGCUGCGGCAGCCCUGAUGUCCAGCACCCAGGCAAACCAGCCCCCCUGCCUUUUUGUACCCCAUGGCAAGCGAGUGGUGGUGGCUGCUCAUCGCCUGGUCUUUGUUGGGGACACCCUGGGCCGGCUGGCAGCCUCUGCCCCUCUGCGAGCACAGGUGGGGGCCGCAGGUACAGCAGUGGGUCAAGCCUUGCAGGCUACUGUACUGGCUAUUAAGGGGGCUGCCCUAGGCUACCCUUCUCGUGCUCUGGCCCAAGAGAUGGCACAGUGUGUGGCAGAACUUGCAGGGCAGAGCCUGCGCUUCACCACCCUGCUUGCUGGCCUUCUCCCCUGAAGGGUCUGUUGGUACAGCCUUUCCCUUCUCCCCGCUUCAGGACUUGGGUAGCUGGAGAGCUCUGCUGAGGGGAAAGCACGGGAAUCACCCCUUUAUUGCCUGAUCUGAUCAUCAUGGGCACUCACAGAGGCAUCUGUUCCCCCAAACCCCCUGUUUUUUGUACAAGCUAUUUUGUAUAAAUUAUUUAUAUUUAAUAUUCCUUGCCUUGUCAAGGGCAGGCACCAGGCCCUCUAGGGUAAGAAGAAACUGAACCCUCCUCUCCAGUCUGAAGUGACAUUGCCUCCCUGCCUCCUGCCUCUAGAAGUUUAGCACACAGAGAAUCAAGUGGUAGAAACUUGGGUCCACACAGAGCCUCUCCUGUUUCUUGGCUCCAGAACACCAGCACAUGGCUGAGUGAGGGCAGGACAUUGCCCAGAAUGCAAUGGUCUGGGAGACACUAGAGGGAUCCUUCCCCUGGAAGGCAGAAACCUGGCCUUGGGAAUGACAUGCACCUCAAUAAACUCUGCCAUCUGG